GCCAGCCCGGCUGUGGCGACGGCGGCAGCGGCAGCACCGCCAUGUCCUGGUACCGCAACGCCGUGUGGUUCGUGAAGGGGCUGCGGGAGUACACGAGGAGCGGCUAUGAGUCUGCUUCCAAGCACUUCAAUCCAGCCGACACAGAGGUGAACGUGGCUGGAAGAUCCUUUCUGGUCACCGGCGCCAACAGUGGCAUUGGCAAGGCCACGGCCACGGAGAUAGCAAGGAGAGGUGGCACGGUUCAUAUGGUUUGCCGAAAUAAGGAACGGGCUGAGGUUGCCAAAGGAGAAAUAGUGACAGAAACAGGGAAUCAGAAUAUCUUCUUGCAUAUUGUGGAUAUAUCUAAUCCCAAGGAAAUCUGGAAGUUUGCUGAAAAAUUCAAAAAUGAACAUAAAUUAAAUGUGUUGAUCAACAAUGCAGGAUGUAUGGUGAAUACCAGAGAAUUAACUGAAGAUGGACUUGAAAAAAACUUUGCAACAAACACUUUGGGUACAUAUAUUCUGACAACUGCCUUGUUGCCCCUCCUGGAAAAAGAAGCUGAUGCCAGAGUGAUAACUGUCUCUUCUGGGGGCAUGCUAGUUCAAAAAUUAAACAUAUCUGACUUGCAGUCGGGAAGUGGGACAUUUGAUGGAACUAUGGUGUAUGCACAAAAUAAGAGACAGCAAGUUGUCGUGACAGAACAAUGGGCAAAAACUCACAGAAACAUCCAUUUCUCUGUUAUGCACCCCGGUUGGGCAGACACUCCAGCUGUGAGAUCAGCAAUGCCAGAUUUCUACCAGAAGAUGAAGAACAGUCUGCGCACAGAGGCCCAGGGAGCUGACACUGUUGUAUGGUUGGCAAUAUCACCCGAAGCAACAAAGUUGCCCAGUGGCUUGUUCUUCCAAGACAGGCAACCAGUCCCUACACAUUUACCCCUGGCGAGCACCCACAGCCCACCGGAGGAUGAGGAGAAGCUAAUGGAGAUGCUGGAAGAAUUCUCCCAGAAGUUUAAAUCCACUUCUCCAGGAACUUAAUGUCCCUACUGACAAAGCAUAGCCACAAAGCUUCUAAUUACACAGUAACAGUACCGUAGCGUGCCUGCCCAUGAGGGGAAGCAGGAUGGCAUAGGCCCCUUAAAAAUAAAUUGCCUUCAGGUGUUCUCAUCAGGGGGGA
This is a messenger RNA of Calidris pugnax (ruff), 1152 nucleotides long. It is a transcript of the gene DHRS12, whose product is annotated as dehydrogenase/reductase (SDR family) member 12. The transcript has 10 exons. Lineage: Eukaryota; Metazoa; Chordata; Aves; Charadriiformes; Scolopacidae. Bases 42 to 1013 code for a protein of 323 amino acids. The record is from RefSeq and is a predicted model, not a curated record.